Molecule: messenger RNA, 1048 nt
Organism: Trifolium pratense (red clover)
Lineage: Eukaryota; Viridiplantae; Streptophyta; Magnoliopsida; Fabales; Fabaceae
Exons: 2
Coding region: 339-785 (148 amino acids)
Source: RefSeq, a predicted model, not a curated record
AUUCCUUGGUCAAUAGCGAUAGUCUAACCGUCGCUACCUAGAGGCUAUGGCGACAUUGGGAGUGUUGCUACUUCCUCUCCCUUCUGCGGCGUCAGUUUCUGUCCUUUGAGAGAGAUAUUACGGGAAAAAAAAUAUGGGAGGGGGGUAUUACGGGAAAUAAGAGGGGUCCAUGGGUAUAUUUUGAGAAAAAAAUCUAAGCUAAAUACAUCGCUAUAUCCAUGUUUUCGGCAACUGAAGCAAAAACAAUCCCUUUUGAUUUUGAAGGUUAUCGUUAAUAAAAGAAUCGCUCCAUCCCUAAAUUAUCACAUUCACUGGUUACCAAAACUUGAACUGUUGCAAUGUUUCCCAAGCGCUUUAACGACCCCAAAACAGGUUUUCAUAUGCUGAGUUCAAUGCAUGCAAAAAAAUACAUGAAUAAAAUUGGGAUGGAAAGAGAAGACUACCACUUUUAUAAACAAAUUGGGAAGGCCGUACUUUUCUCCUAUUCCAUACUUGGGGCUUUGUGGAUUUACAAUGGUUCUUCACCAGUGGAGUGGUGGAGGAUGAAUUCACCGAUGAUAAAGGAGAAGCUUGCGCAAGCCAAUUUGUACCCUAGUGAUGUAGAAUCUGUGAAGGAGUUCGUAGCCAAAGUAAAAGGGAUGGUUGAAAGUGAUGAUAAGGAUGGAUAUGGACGCCGGGAGGAGAUGGAGAAAAAGAAGACUGAUCACGAAGCUCAGAAGAUGUGGUUGAAGAUGAAGAAUGAGGUUGUUGCUGAGCUUCGAGAGAAGGGUAUUGAUGUCGAGUGAUAGCACAAUGAAUUCCAGCGUCACUCGACUCACUCCUAUGAUUGAUGAACUGAUUUGGUUGCCAUUGUAGUAUACUUUAGAAAACAUAUGUAUGCUGCUACGUGAUAAAUAGUGAACUGAUAAGUAAUUUCCCUUGCUGGAGAUUAAGCUUGUUAUAGCUUUCUUAUUUUCAUUUUUGCAUAAUCAUAACAAUAGGUGUGGGACAAAUUUGUUAAUAUCUGUUGCUCUGUUUAUAGAUCCAAGUAGUAUUGCCAUUUGUAUCA